Messenger RNA from Tupaia belangeri chinensis (Chinese tree shrew), 1911 nucleotides. It is a transcript of the gene ADTRP, whose product is annotated as androgen dependent TFPI regulating protein. Lineage: Eukaryota; Metazoa; Chordata; Mammalia; Scandentia; Tupaiidae. The transcript has 6 exons. Bases 438 to 1127 code for a protein of 229 amino acids. Gene Ontology annotation, cellular component: membrane; endomembrane system. The record is from RefSeq and is a predicted model, not a curated record.
AUUACAACAACCUCAUUUUGCCUGAACAAGAAGAAAUGAAAGAGAAUACAGCCAUGAUAGUAUUUUAUAGGCUUCUGCUGGUAUUUCAUAAUAAGGUCAUUUAGCCAUGCACCCACCCAGUGAAAUGGAGCAAAGUACAACUUCUGCAUUGCUUCCUCCUUGCUUCACAGCUUAAAUGUUGAAACUUAAGUCAAUUUGCACAUUAUCUUAUCAUUUAAAUGAAGGCAUCUGAGAACCUGCAAUAAUUCUGUCUCACAGGUUUAUCAGGAAAGGAGCCCAAGAGAGAAGCAGAAUUCAGCUGUGGUGGAACCUCCGAGCUCAAAGGGGCGUGUUUUCCAGCUCUCCAGCCUGCGGUAGGACUUCAGCUGUGACCCACAGGAGGACUCCGGAGGGAAGUUACUAGAGGCCUUCCCGGUGCCUAGCCAGAGUUAGCCGUGAUGAAGAUAUCUAUAUGCAUUUACCACUUCCUUGUUCUGAGCUGGUAUAUCUUCCUCAACUGCCACGUCCCACAACUAGGAAUUGAGAAGGAGGAUUUAAAAUUCACUCUAAAAGGUGGACACAGGAAGUACUUGACGCUCCUCAAUCUGCUCUUGCAGGCCAUUUUCUUCGGGGUCGCCUGUCUGGAUGAUGUGCUGAAAAUAAUCAAAGGAAAAAAAGACAUUAAGUUCCUAACUGCCUUCAGAGACCUGCUUUUCACCACGCUGGCUUUUCCUAUAUCCACAUUUGUGUUUUCAGCAUUCUGGGGCCUUUUUCUCUACAACCGAGAUCUUAUUUACCCCAAGAUCCUUGAUGGUAUCUUGCCAAUGUGGGCGAAUCAUGCAAUGCACACCCUCAUAUUUCCCUUGUCAUUGGCUGAAGUCUUCCUCACGCCACAUCGCUAUCCUUCAAGGAAGACAGGAUUCACCAUAUUGGGUAUCAGUGGCCUGGCUUACAUCAUCAGGAUCCUGUGGCUCCACUCUGAGACAGGUCAGUGGGUGUACCCUGUGUUUGAGAAGCUCAGCCCAGUGGUGCUAAUGGCAUUCUUCUGUCUCAGCUACGUCUUUAGUGCUGGCCUCUACCUUCUUGGAGAGAAGCUCAGCCACUGGAAAUGGGGUGACAUGAUUCAGCUACAGAAGAAAAGAAAGUGAUCGCACAUCUUUUGCCAAGAACCAAGGGGGAAGACAUGAGAGCUUUUUUUUCUCAUCUUUUGAAUCUUAAUUUUCUGGUGAGGGGAUUUGAGCAACCUAUGGAGAUAGAACAGGAAGUGGUAUUUACAUUUAAUAAGAGGGCUAGAGAGGUAGCUUCAGUUAAGGACUCUUUGUGCCAUGAAAGGGUGAGUGGGUAUGUCAAAACAACUGCUGCUGCUUCAGAACUUGUAACCUUCAUCUGACCUCUGUGGAGCAUGAUCUCUAGCCAAGAUCUGUUCAACAGUCAAAGAAACUCAUGAAAAUGUGGGGUUAGUGAAUACGGACAUAGAAAGUGGGCAGUUUAGGAUCAUUCAAAUUCUUGAUUUCAUAGAGAAACAUGUUGAGGACCUAGAUGACAAGUAACUGGCAUGCAGCCAAAGGGCUAGUCAGAGCCAAAGCCAAGACAAUGGCUCUGUCUUUCAGAUCGCCUAAUUCCCAGGUCUGGGCCAUUUUUGAACAAUCCUAGACUUUCUUAAACAGUAUUUUAGUAUAAGCUAGUUAUUUUUAUGUGUUGCUCAUUUACAUUUUUUCCAUUGAUUUACAUUGUAGGAAGUUGUCAGUCUACCUGGUGUGAUAGCAAACAGGGACAAUGAGGAAAUAAGUUAUAUAAGAUAUUAGGAGAGCUGUUCAUUUUGGGAGCAAGCAUUUAAGGCAAGUAUAAAUGUUGAGCAUAGUGCCAUUAUCAAACUCACUUCCACUUGAACAUUUUUUUAUCAAAUAAAUGCACUUUUACUUGGGGAAGACA